GGCCGGGCCUAUAAGAGCGGCGGGCGAGCCGCCCGGCCCGUCAGCUUCCCGCAGUCGCCUGCCGCCGCCAUGAGGGAGAUCGUGCACAUCCAGGCCGGCCAGUGCGGCAACCAGAUCGGGGCCAAGUUCUGGGAGGUCAUCAGCGAUGAGCACGGAAUAGACCCCAGUGGCAACUAUGUGGGGGACUCGGACCUGCAGUUGGAGCGCAUCAGCGUCUACUACAAUGAGGCCUCCUCUCACAAAUAUGUGCCUCGGGCCAUCCUCGUGGACCUGGAGCCCGGAACCAUGGACAGCGUCCGGUCUGGGGCCUUCGGGCACCUCUUCAGGCCUGACAACUUCAUCUUCGGUCAGAGUGGGGCUGGCAACAACUGGGCCAAGGGUCACUACACGGAGGGCGCCGAGCUGGUGGACUCCGUCCUGGAUGUGGUGCGGAAGGAGUGUGAGAACUGCGACUGCCUGCAGGGCUUCCAGCUGACGCACUCGCUGGGCGGGGGCACGGGGUCCGGGAUGGGCACGCUGCUCAUCAGCAAGGUGCGGGAGGAGUACCCCGACCGCAUCAUGAACACCUUCAGCGUGGUGCCCUCGCCCAAGGUGUCGGACACGGUGGUGGAGCCCUACAACGCCACGCUGUCCAUCCACCAGCUGGUGGAGAACACGGACGAGACCUACUGCAUCGACAAUGAGGCCCUCUACGAUAUCUGCUUCCGCACCCUCAAGCUGGCCACGCCCACCUACGGGGACCUCAACCACCUGGUGUCGGCCACCAUGAGCGGGGUCACCACUUCCCUCCGCUUCCCCGGCCAGCUGAACGCUGACCUGCGCAAGCUGGCGGUGAACAUGGUGCCCUUCCCCCGCCUGCACUUCUUCAUGCCCGGCUUCGCCCCCCUCACUGCCCGGGGCAGCCAGCAGUACCGGGCCCUGACGGUGCCCGAGCUCACCCAGCAGAUGUUCGACGCCAAGAACAUGAUGGCUGCCUGCGACCCCCGCCACGGCCGCUACCUGACGGUGGCCGCUAUCUUCCGCGGCCGCAUGUCCAUGAAGGAGGUGGACGAGCAGAUGCUGGCCAUUCAGAGCAAGAACAGCAGCUACUUCGUGGAGUGGAUCCCCAACAACGUGAAGGUGGCCGUGUGCGACAUCCCGCCCCGGGGGCUCAAGAUGUCCUCCACCUUCAUCGGCAACAGCACGGCCAUCCAGGAGCUGUUCAAGCGCAUCUCGGAGCAGUUCACGGCCAUGUUCCGGCGUAAGGCCUUCCUGCACUGGUACACGGGCGAGGGCAUGGACGAGAUGGAGUUCACCGAGGCCGAGAGCAACAUGAACGACCUGGUGUCCGAGUACCAGCAGUACCAGGACGCCACGGCCGAGGAGGAGGGGGAGAUGUAUGAAGAUGAUGAGGAGGAGUCGGAGGCCCAGGGCCCCAAGUGAGGCAGCCGGGGACCAGGGCCAAGAGGGCUGUCCCCAGAGCCACACAGUCGCUGACGCCGCCCCAGCCUCGCCCCACAGCACAUCACCCUAGGCCCCCGAGUGUCUGUCCUUCGUAUUUGCAGCACUCCAUUCUGUCUUCCCUCCAUAGGUCCUUCCCAUUUUUGUGUUUCGUUUGUCUCUGCUUUGUCAGCUCUGGGUCUGAAGUCUCAUGUGUGUUUUUUUUAACUUGUUUGUGUUCAUAUUUGGGGGGAUACUUAAUAAAUUUAUUGCUGCCAGAUUC
Molecule: messenger RNA, 1702 nt
Organism: Myotis myotis
Lineage: Eukaryota; Metazoa; Chordata; Mammalia; Chiroptera; Vespertilionidae
Gene: TUBB3
Product: tubulin beta 3 class III
Exons: 4
Coding region: 70-1422 (450 amino acids)
Biological process (GO): mitotic cell cycle; microtubule cytoskeleton organization
Cellular component (GO): cytoplasm; microtubule
Molecular function (GO): GTP binding; structural constituent of cytoskeleton; GTPase activity
Source: RefSeq, a predicted model, not a curated record